This is a messenger RNA of Racocetra fulgida, 873 nucleotides long. NCBI's taxonomy places the organism in Eukaryota, Fungi, Glomeromycota, Glomeromycetes, Diversisporales, Gigasporaceae. The record is from the annotation of a GenBank genome assembly.
AUGGCGUUCAUUUACGACAAGAACACUGAAAAGAAAGUCCAAGCCGAAACCGAAAAAAUAAAACUCCAAAAUAAAAUCACUAAGGAAAUAACCUACGACCAAUUAAAAAUCGAGAGUAAGCAAAAAGAUAUUAAAGGCAAAAUUGAUAUUUUUCAACAAAACAAAACCGCCAGCGACCAAAAAAAGUUGGAAUCUUUGGAAAUGAUUAAAAAAGAAUUUAAACAAUCUUUCGGAGCAGAGGAAAAUCCGAAAUUAGUUGAGGUAGAAAAAAAAUUGGAAACCAAAAAAGAGAACAAAAAUAAGAAAAAAAGCAAUUCAGAGAACCAAAAAAAAUAUCAGGAGGGGGUAGAUUAUUGCGUUGAGGACAGGGGAAAUGGAUUUAAAAAAUAUAUCAUUCUCUCGGAAAAAUUAAAAGCGGAUUUUCGCAGAUUCAACAACGGACAAGAUUUUGGAGAUAUUACCGAGCAAAAAUUUAAAGUGCUGCCCGAGCACUCCGAAGAAAUGGCCAGGAAAAUAAGGGAGGAGAACGAAAAGCAUCGGCAAAAGUUCAUUGCCGAGAAUAAUCCGCCCAAAUUGCGUUAUGCUUUUCUAACCCCUGAGGAUGAGGCCCUUUGGUUCAUUCAGAAAAACCGCCAAGCCUGCUCCGAUACUUUUCCUGACGAAAAUUUUGUUACCUGGGACAAUGAGUUCAUGUCUAAAAUAGAAAAACCUGGCACGAGCGAACACAAAGCCCUCCAAGCCCUCAAAAAUGCUGGUAUAUCUUUGAAUAAACUUUUUGAAAAAGUAGAAAAAGGACGAAAAAUCAGGGAAAAAAAAGGACGAGAAAAACCUCACCAAGAUAAAGCCAAAAUAUUAGCCAAUAUUGAGGAUUGA